Pneumocystis jirovecii RU7 is the source of this 1086-nucleotide messenger RNA. RefSeq lists its product as uncharacterized. NCBI's taxonomy places the organism in Eukaryota, Fungi, Ascomycota, Pneumocystomycetes, Pneumocystales, Pneumocystaceae. Bases 46 to 981 code for a protein of 311 amino acids. The transcript is spliced from 2 exons. Gene Ontology annotation, biological process: protein dephosphorylation. The record is from RefSeq and is a predicted model, not a curated record. Gene Ontology annotation, molecular function: protein tyrosine phosphatase activity.
CGAAUACUUCGUGACGUCUACGUCUGUUUUUUUAUAAAAAAUUCAAUGGAAACAAGUAUUACUACAUCAUUCAACCUUUCUUAUGAAGCUUUACGUGAAAAGUUUGCACGUCUUCAGCUUCUUGAAAAACAACGAAAAAAAACAUCAUUAACACCUUCUUCGCCAUGGUCUAUAAUGGAUUCUCAAGAAACAAGAAAUCUUUCAAGAAAUCGAUAUUAUGAUAUUGUUCCAUAUGACAAAUGUAGAGUAAAAUUAGUCGAUCAAGAAAAUGAUUAUAUUAACGCGUCAUACGUUUUUCUUCCAAAUGGUCAGAAAUAUAUAGCAGCACAGGGACCACUACAAUCCACUAUAUCACAUUUUUGGAGUAUGAUAUGGCAUGAACUUGAUAAUAACGGCAUUAUUUUAAUGCUUACAAAAGCGGAAGAACAAGGCAUUGAAAAAUGUGCUAAAUAUUGGCCAGAAGAGAAACAAGAAGCGUUAAUCAUUACAGAAGUGUCCUUAAAAGUGGAAUUUGUUGAAGUAAAAUAUGAAGAGAAGACAGAAAGCAUCAUCCGUCAUUUAAGAUUAUCAAAACUUGGAGAAAAUAAGUCAGAAUUAGUAAAACAUAUCUUUCAUGUAUAUUUUGGGAACUGGCCUGAUCAUAGUGUUCCCCAAGACCUUCAACCUAUUAUGGAUCUUAUCUCUUUGAUUACUAAUAUAAGAAAAAAGAAAGAUGAUAUUAUUCUUGUUCAUUGUAGUGCAGGCUGCGGUCGAACUGGAACUUUUAUUGUUCUAGAUUAUUUAAUAUCAACAUUGUCCGAAUUUAAAAAUGAUUCAAGUAAGAAAAAUCAUAUUUUUGACGACGACAAGGACCCUAUUUUCGAUGUCAUUAACCAUAUUAGAGAACAGAGAAUGGUUAUGGUUCAGGUAUUACUUAUUCAAUACAUAAUAUUACAAUAUUUAUAUACAACAGAGCUUUUCACAAUUAGAACUUAUCUAUAAAAUGGCAGAAUAUUUUCUAAACCAUAAUAACCAUUCUUAAAAAUAUCAUAUAGACAAUAAUUAAUAUGCACUAUUUUCAACAUAAUUAUUUAUGCAUCGCAUUAG